This is a messenger RNA of Chenopodium quinoa (quinoa), 1592 nucleotides long. Its product is annotated as 28 kDa ribonucleoprotein, chloroplastic-like. The coding region runs from base 355 to 1323 and encodes 322 amino acids. The transcript has 3 exons. The record is from RefSeq and is a predicted model, not a curated record. Gene Ontology annotation, molecular function: RNA binding; zinc ion binding. Lineage: Eukaryota; Viridiplantae; Streptophyta; Magnoliopsida; Caryophyllales; Amaranthaceae.
AUGUUUGCUCAUUUGAAAAAUGAACAACUAACUAUUUGUUCAUUUGACAAAUGAGCAACUAACUAUUUGCUCAUUUCUAUUAUGACCUUUCAACUAUUGCUUUGUUCUAAUUGUCUAACUUUUCCUUAUGAUUACCUUUUCUUAAAAUGAGUAAACAAAUAUUGCUCAUUUUAGCUGAUUGAUGCAAAAGAGCAAAACAAUGUUGCUCAUUACAUAUUUUGCUCAUUUCGUAAUUGAGAAAAAUAUUUCUAAUCAUUUCAUAGAUGAGCAAUAUAUUUGCUCAUUUCAUAGAUUGAAUAUAGAAAAAUAAUUUAAAACAUAUAUUUUGAGCAAAUACUCUUUGUUAUUUAUCAAAUGUCCUUAGUACUUGUAUAUUUGCCCUGGUCUCCAUUUUCUGGCCAACUACCAUCACUAUGGUUGGGAGGCCAACAUAUGUAUAUAGAUGUUUUGGUUUAUUUGUUUGACAGUCAAGGAAAUGAGGAUGAUUGUAAGAAAGUUUAUGUUGGAGGGAUGCCAUAUAGUUCGACCGAGGACGAUAUGUGGAGUUUCUUUGAUCAUUGUGGUACUAUAACUGAUAUUGAUUGUAUGAAAUUUCCUGAGACUGGAAAAUUCAGGGGUAUUGCUUUUAUCAGCUUUAAGACAGAAGAGGCUGCUAAAAAAGCCCUGGCACUAGAUGGAUCUGACAUGGAUGGCUUUUACCUGAAAAUUCAACCCUACAAGGCAACUCGUACCACUAAAUCAUCAGCCUUUAUCCCACCAGUCAUAGAGGGCUACAACAGGAUAUAUGCUGGAAACUUGUCAUGGGAUAUCACAGAAGAAGACUUACGAAAGUUCUUAUCUGAUUGUAAUAUAACGUCCAUCCGAUUUGGGGAGGAUAAAGAGACUGGGGAAUUCAAAGGAUACGCACAUGUGGACUUCUCUGACAGUGGCUCUCUUACAAAGGCAUUGAAACUAGAUCAGCAUGUAGUAUGUGGACGGCCUGUGAAGAUAAGUCGUGCAGUCCCUGUGAGAGGAGCUAUAAGACAUCCGGGGUCUGCCUCAGCACCAUCAACUAUGAAACCUCAACAGAAUAUUAUUGGAGUUAUGCCGCCAGCUGUAAAACCUGGAGAGAAUCAUAGUGUUGUUAUGCCAGCAGCUGUAAAACCUGAAGAGAGUUAUAAUGAAGUUGUGCCACCAGUAGUACAACCACCAGAGAAUAAUACCGGGGUUAGCUCUGGGAAGCUUAAGAGGAGGACUUGCUAUGAAUGUGGUGAACGCGGUCACAUUUCUUCUGCCUGUCCAAAGAAACAAGCUACUGAACAAACUGCUCCAAAUGCUAGUUAAUCUAUUAUCAUAGAAUUGUGACCAUCUCCAGCCACUUGCCGUGGAGAAUUUUUUUGACGCACCAGUAGUUGAUUACCAGCAUAUUGACACUUUUAUAUGGUCCAUAUUUAUAAAAGGAAUAUUUCUUUCUUGCCCCUCAUAGAGUUGAGCUACACAGUAUUUGCUAGUUUUACGAAUUCGUUAUUUGUACCUCUUUCUCCCCUUCUGUAGGAGCAACUUCUACAACUUUGCACUUUCCAAAUGGAAAAGUUAGAUAAAAUUUUGUUUUC